Messenger RNA from Bombus terrestris (buff-tailed bumblebee), 1518 nucleotides. It is a transcript of the gene Lst8, whose product is annotated as target of rapamycin complex subunit lst8. Gene Ontology annotation, biological process: regulation of actin cytoskeleton organization; TOR signaling. Lineage: Eukaryota; Metazoa; Arthropoda; Insecta; Hymenoptera; Apidae. Gene Ontology annotation, cellular component: TORC2 complex; TORC1 complex. Gene Ontology annotation, molecular function: protein binding. The transcript is spliced from 7 exons. The record is from RefSeq and is a predicted model, not a curated record. The coding region runs from base 472 to 1434 and encodes 320 amino acids.
UUUAUAAACUUGCUCAGUUUUUAAGUUUCUAUUGUAAAAACAAAAAUAAAAAUAAAUACAAAUAAAUCAAACAAUGCCUCUUUGUUGUACGUUGUACCUUUAAAAGAGAACGGGUUAAAUUAAUGGUAACACAGAGAUAUUACUAGCUGUUGAUAAAUAAGAAAAAUCUCCCUUUAUGACAUAACCUGCUGUGUAAUACAAACAAAAUCUGCUGGUCGGAAGGAAAAACAGAAGGUGUAAAGUAAAAGACAAAGACAUAACAGAAGUAUAUUUUAUUGAAUAACUAUUCAUUUAUAAUUAACGUAUUUUGAGACAGCCAAGGAUAAGCUAUAAAUUGUAUAUAAUUGAACAUGCAGUGAUACAAGUAGAAGAAAACAAAGAGACGUGUGCGUUUUUCUGUGAUAUAUGAAAUCUUACUAGAAAAUUAUAAAAUAUUGAGAUCCAGUUUUAAUCAUUUCUACAUUUUAUCAAAUGACUGUGGAUGGUACUAACAGUAAUGAGCAAGUUAUUCUUGUAACGGGUGGUUAUGAUCAUACUAUCAAAAUAUGGCAACCUCACACAGGAGUUUGCCAACGAACUGCAGAACACACAGAUUCGCAAGUCAAUGCUUUAGACAUAACUCCAGAUAAAUAUCUAAUAGCUGCUGCCGGAUAUCAACAUAUAAGGAUGUAUGACUUGGUUUCGAACAAUCCAAAUCCAAUUAUUAAUUAUGAAGGAGUGUCAAAGAAUAUUACAGGUUUAGGUUUCCAGGAAGAAGGGAAAUGGAUGUAUACUGGUGGUGAAGACUGUUCAGCACGGAUUUGGGAUCUCAGGUCAAGUAGCUUUCAAUGCCAACGCAUAUUUCAAGUGUCAGCUCCUGUAAACUGUGUUUGUCUGCAUCCGAAUCAAGCAGAACUUAUUGUUGGUGAUCAAAGCGGUGUUAUACAUUUGUGGGAUUUACGUUCGGAUCAUAACGAACAAUUGAUACCAGAAGCUGAAGCGUCUGUGCAAGACGUUGCGAUUGAUCAAGAUGGUACAUAUAUGGCAGCAGUGAACAACAAAGGCCACUGUUAUAUUUGGACACUUACCGGGGGUGUAGGCGAUGAACCUACCCGUCUUAAUCCUCGUCACAAACUUUCAGCACACAAACGUUACGCACUUCGAUGCAAAUUUAGCCCCGAUUCUACACUUUUAGUGACUACAUCUGCUGAUCAGACUGCUCGAGUUUGGAAAACUACAGAUUUCUCGGAAGUACAAGUACUUCAACAUGAGGCAAAACGAUGGGUCUGGGAUGCUGCAUUUAGUGCAGAUUCACAAUACAUAUUUACUGCUUCGUCCGAUGGUGUUGCAAGAUUAUGGAAUGUAUCAACAGGAGUAGUAGAACGAGAAUAUCAGGGUCACCAAAAAGCAGUUACUGCUCUUGCAUUUCGUGAUGAAGUACUUUCCGUUUCCUAAACGAGCAGUACAUUUGUUUAAAUUUUUGAAUAGGAGGAAUGUCGUUUUAACUUAUAGUUUAUAUUAAACUAUCUAAUUUUCGUG